This is a messenger RNA of Macroventuria anomochaeta, 6703 nucleotides long. RefSeq lists its product as uncharacterized. The transcript has 2 exons. Bases 235 to 6249 code for a protein of 2004 amino acids. The record is from RefSeq and is a predicted model, not a curated record. Lineage: Eukaryota; Fungi; Ascomycota; Dothideomycetes; Pleosporales; Didymellaceae.
CCCCAAGACACUCGUUGACACACAUCUGCCGCCACCCGCAUCCCCUCGCUGACGCUGACUGAGCCCCGAAGCGGGGAGAAGACUACUACGAGGUAGCCAAGCUGUCGAGGUCCGGGUCGCUGUAAACAUUCCCCCGGAGACGCCGCCGCCCAAACAAUCGCUGCGCCGCUGCACCGCUGCACCGCUGCACUCAACAACAACACCGCCUGGCACCGCCAAUGCGCCCAGGGCCUCAUGCCCGCCUCGCCGCUGCCCGCUGACGCCGAGGACGCAGCGAGCCCAAAAAAAAAUGGUUCACCAGGCAAGAAGCAGGCGACGAACAACAUGAACGGCAACGAGUUCGCAAAGGCCAUUGGCAUCAACAAGCCCGCCAACGUGCGCGACAAGAUCAAGAGGUGGCAGCAGGACGGGGGCGCCGACCCUGUUGUCGCCGGAGCAGAGAAUGCAGCGCCAUCCGCAGAAGUCGAGCCCAAGACGGCGAAGCCCAAGUCGCAGCCAACAACGCCUAAGAUGAAGCCAAUGGCCGACAAACCGGACUGGAAGCCGGCGCACACACCGACCAAGUCGGCCGACCGAAGCCCGGAGCGGCCGGACAGCGCAAAGAAGACACCGCUUGCACACAACGAGCUCGACGAAGACGUGCAGAGCGCCGUCGCGCCUAAGAAGCGCGUUGUGAGCGACUCACACUGGCGCGCGAAGCAGUCGCCGCCAAAAGACCCCUCCCGUCCUGCACCCAAAGUCAUACCCAACGCCUGGGUGCGCCCCUCGCGCAUUGUCAAGAAAGACAAGCCAGUCAUACCGGAAGAGGUCACAGCCGCACCGCCAACACCGCAGAUACCACAGUCACCACCCCUACCGCAAACACUCGCCACCUACAUCAGCAAGAGCACAGGGCAGAAGAAAGGCAGCCAGAGGCAAAGACGGCCAUCGAAGCCCUCGAGCGCUGGAAAGAGCUCUGGGAACGAGGAGCGCCCCGUCAGCAGUGGGUCUGGCAGUGCAAAGGACCUCACUGGCGUAGAAGUAAUAGUGGAGCCCGAGUCUCCCAGGCGCGAGAGGGAGGGGACAGAGAUCGUGAAGGUGCGGCGUAGGAAGACGAAGACGUCCCCUCGAGGCUCCCUCUCAGCUGAGGACGCUGAGCCUGUCAAGCACAGACCUGCCCGCAAGUCGGAGCUCGCUCCAGCCCCCGAGGAUCUCGCCAACCUCGUCACAGUCGAGUACGCAGAGUCAAGUGUGGUCGAUGGGCCAAACCACAGAGUCACAUCACCACGAGCAGACGAGUUACGGGAAAGGCGGAGAAGGCGACGGCCGAAGAGCCAGCCUGGAACUGACGAUGAAGGCUUCAGAGAGUCCACACGGCGACAUCGCAGGACCAAGACCGACACAGUCGACACGGAGAAGGAAGAAGUCAUGCGAGAGUUGCGCGCGCAGCAGCCAAGACCGUUGUCACCACCCAACAAAGUUUUCGCAAGCCGACUGGAGGCCUGGCUGGACCGCACCCAGCAGAUGCAGGACGAAGCAGAACAGCCAGGGCGGCGCCCACCGCGCCGCAGGCGGAGAUCGAAGGAGUCGGCCCAAGAAUCUGUGUCUGCACUCGAUCUCUCAGCGACAGUGAGGACCGAAUCAUCAGUCAUCACUGCCUCCACGGAAAGCAAGGAUGAGCCAGCACCGGCUGAGCCAGCACCGGCUGAGCCAGCACCGGCUGAGCCAGCACCGGUCGAGCCCGCACCGGUCGAAGAGGCAAGGCCGCGCAGCAGCGGUAGUGGCAGUGGCAGUGGCAGUGGAAAUGGCAGCAGGCGCAGGCGAAGGCGUCGCAGCCACGAGCAGCGGAAAGCAUCUCGCGAACUGAAGAUUGAUACAAGCGCUGUCGCUGUGGGAGAUGCGGCCUCUUCUGUAGUAUCCGACGAUACUGCUGCAACACCUGUGCCCGGGAAGACCGAGACCGAGACCGAGCCUGAGGUGCCGCUUUCUCCCACGCCGACAUUGAAGCGUCGCGGCGCAAAGCGCAGCCAACACGCACGCUCCAAGAGCCGUUCGAUGUCUUCCCCACUGCGCGAGAGCAUGUCGACAGAUGAUCUGGCGAAGGAAGAUGAAUGGAGAGCCGCUUCUGUUGCCUCUUCUGCACCUUCGUCAUCGGUGGAUGCAUCGACCAUGGACUUUGAGCAAAUCUCGCUGAAACCACAUCCUCUCGUAGUACAGCGCCAUUUUCCAAUAAGAGGCAAGCGUCUGUCUACUAUUGCAUCGGUCGAUUCGUUACCGAGCAAAGUGCAGCCAGCUCCUGCACCAGAAGUUGCGGGCUCAGAGCUGAGCGAGUCGGUGUUCAGCGACGACAGAACAGUUUCUGGUGCGACUGCCUCCGAAGUUGGUUCGCAACUGAACGAAACAUCUACAAUCGUCAGUCGCAGAAGUACAAGGAAGAACAGGCUCGCCAGUCACGCGGACUUGAUAUCGGUGUUGUCGAUGCCCAAGGCAGGGGCGAAGAGCAUAGUGUCUGCGCGCAGCAUACGAACCAACAGGAGCCGCCUGGCUACUGCCACAAUCCCUGACAUAAUGAGAGAACUCGCUUCCGACGAAGCCAAAUAUAUGCGGGAGCUGCGCACCAUCGUCGACGGUGUCAUUCCUGUUCUGCUCAGCUGCGUUCUCUCAAAGACCGACUCCGCCGUCGCCGCCGGUCUCUUCUCUCGCUCUGCCAAGUCUGACCCUAGCGAGGUCACGAAGCCCAUCAUGGAUAUGGGUGUCUGCCUCGAGCGACUAAAGACACUGCACAAACGUGUGCCUAUGGAAGAACCAGACAACUUUUUCUCAUGGGCUCAGAGCGCACAACGGGUGUACGGCGAUUACAUCAACGUAUGGCGUCUUGGUUUCCAAGAUGUUGUUAUCAGCCUUGCUCCUGCCGAUGACGACCCGUUCAAACCAGCAAAGAUCGUGAAUGGUCCGGACGAUGGCGCCCCUUGGGACGAGGGUAUGCCGCGCAAUGCUGAAGGAUACGUUGUGAAUGGCGAUGGCGAACGAGUCGAUGUUGCAUACAUGCUGAAGCGGCCGUUGGUGCGGUUGAAGUACCUGGCGAAGACCUUGAAGGGCCUCAAUCACGUCAGACCCUCCGAACGCGCAGACAAGAUAUCAGCCACUUUCCAAGAUCUUGUUGCAGCCGCAAGAAGGAGGUCCAACGAUGAACAAGCUCGACUCGAAGACGAGGCUGCCGCCAGCAUUGACGCCACACGCGCUCGCGAUCCUCGAAGUCUGGCACCGCUUGCUGGCGUGCGAAUUGAUACUGCUCGGUGUGUACGAGCUAGAGAUUACUUCGAUAUGUAUCUGUACCACUCCAGUGGUCAAGAGCUUAGUUGUCGCGUUGAGCUACUACUCCGCGAUAAUGCACCCGGCACAGGUCAGGGAGGAGAUAUCCUGCUGUGCGAAGUCGAUCCUACGGGACGAUGGCUACUGCUUCCACCUAUCCAGCAGGGUCGUGUGUCUGCUCGCAACGGCGAUAUGAAGGGUGAGAUCGUUGUUAUGAUCCGUGGCAACCAAGCUGAUGGGUCUGAAUGGAGCGAAGUGAUGUCACUUACAAUCGAUGAUGAGCAAGCUGGCUUUGAGUGGGUGCAAAUGCUUGGCCUGACCCCUAUCCCACCGCCAAUUUCCGAGAUCAAGCGAGACCAGAUGGUACCAGGCCAAAUAGCAAGACCCACAAGCAGCCAUGGUUCCUCCUUGGUGUCCGCAGCAACAGCUUCGACUGUACCCUUCAAGAGCAGGACACCAAGCCCUCAUGAAGUCGAGAUUCCUAUCGGCGAACAGCACACAGAAGUUUCAAAGGUCUGGAACUACGACACGCCUGACAGACGCCGAGAGUCACGCACCGUGUCACCGAUUACGCCACCAAGUGGUGACGGCUCCCUUGCAAGCAGAAACCAUGAUGCAAGCGACAUCUCCCCACCAGAGCCACAAACGCCUUUGGGCAUGGUGCGACGCACUAGACGUCCUGAAGAAGACCCAGACAGAACACCACGAAGCAGCUUCGACGACGCAGCGCGCUCGGACAACACUGCAUCGCCCACAGGGCUGAAGCGCACAAAAGCGAAGAGACUGUCAAGGACUGUGACAUCAUCGCCUGUCUCACAGCGACCCUCACGUCAGAUCACUCUUGACGAUCCCAUCGAGUUUGUAGAGGAGCCCAAGCCAAUUCAAAGCCGUGAGGCUAAGAUCGUCGAAGAGGAGAAGCAGCCGCGCCGCAAAUCAACGAAGCGUCGUGGUAAGAACUUCAGUGUAUGGAUGCCAACAUCCGAGGUGGACUACUCGGACAAGUCCGACGAAAGCGAACAAUCUGUCGAAGAAGAGUCUAUCUCGCCCCCAGGCUCCCCACCGCGACCGCAAGCACACAGGCGGGUAUCGUCGACACCAUCAAUGGAGCUACCAUCCAUCCCAAGGCUAAGGAAGUCGAGCCAGCCCUCAACACCAUUGCGAGAGGCUGCAAACGCCGACGAACUGCCUGAGCCACCCGCCUCGGCGCCGCCAAAAAUGGGCAAGCCUCCUCCCAAGACUCGCGCGGAAGAAGACGAUGAUGAUGCACCACCAGCUCCUCCUCCGCACCGAUCGCCCAGUCCAGCUACACCCGUUACUCUAAAGGGCACCAAGACACCCAAUUUCACGCCGGUACUGCCCGGGUGGAAGACAAAGCGGCGGUCAUCUUCGCCUCUCAAGCACGAGUACGAACCAUCGACCUGCACCGAAUCGUCUAGUGAGAGCGAAGAAGAUGUUGUAUCCGAGGAUGAUGCAAGUUACUCAGAUGACGCCAGUCUGACAUCCGACUCCUCAGAGGGUGAACGCGAUGAUGAUGUCCCAACACCGUUGAUGCCACUCAACUAUACCGCACCCCGAAGCUACGCCACACGCCCCUCUUCUGCUGGUAGGGAUACUACUCCGCUCGAACCAUUACCCGAAGAAACGAGAGAGUUUCCGAAGGUGUCGCCGCCCGCUUCAAUCUAUACCCUGCCAAACGGUACGAUCACCCCAUCUCAGUCUGCAUCGAACCAGCCCUACCGCGCCGUUCCAACAAACUCUGGCAAGGCUACCAAGGCAAUUGCAUCCAUCUUCUCUUGGUCAGAUGCUGGAAGGUGGGACAGUCUGCACCCAGAUGAGUGCAGCAUCGUCGUUACACCCGGCAAGAUUGAGGUGUUUGAAAUCACGGCGACACACGCUAAGCCACUCGUGUCCGAUGGCGAUGAGAUUCUACAGCCAGGAGGACGCGCUCCCCUUAUUGCGGUUGAGCUUACCCCUCUGGUUCCCCUGCGCAAGUCAACAGCCAUCGACAUCUCCAUUCGUUCGCCACCAACACCCGACUCACGCAUUACCACUGGCAACAACAUCAUGCUGAGGAGCCGUAAUGCUACUGAGUGCGCGCAGCUAUAUGCCAUGAUCAAUCAGUCCCGCAUCAACAAUCCAACCUACCUUGCUCUGCAGAACGCUCGAGGUCCGUAUGGGCAGACAAGCUGGGCAGAGGCAAUGGAUCGCCGUAACGAAGCAAGAACUAAUGCUUCCUCGGGGUCCGGAUUGUUUGGAGGCACAUUAGGCAGGAGGAGCAGCUACAGAAAGUCAAGCACACGCGCUGCCUCCAUCUCUGCCGCUACGGAAUCCUCGGUAGGUACCAUGGGUACCGCAAUGCGAUCCGCACUUAGUCGUUUCUCCUUCGGCAAGGGCGGCAUGUUCAGCGUGCGCAAUUCGACGCUCGGGUCACGAUCACUCAACAGCUUCGACACCGGGUCUAGCGGAUCCCUACCUGGUUCAGGCGCAUCAUCGCCCAACGGACCUGGUGGAGCAGUUGGCGCACCGGCAGGCCUCACAAACACAAAGUGCAGGCUAUACGAGCGAGAGAGUCUGAAGAAGUGGCGUGACAUGGGCGGUGCGAGACUUACGAUCAUGCUACCGAGCCCACACCCAAGUGCGCCAGGCAGCCCCAAUCCUCUGCAGCGCUCUCCCGGCAUACGAGACCACACACAAGAGCGCCGCAUUCUGGUGACUAGCAAGAAAGAAGGGCAGACAUUGCUCGAUGUGACGCUGUCGGAGACGUGCUUCGAAAGAGUCGCACGUAGCGGUAUCGCAGUGUCUGUAUGGGAAGACAAUGUUGAUGAGAGUGGGCAAGUGGGACAAGUUGCGAAGACAGGUGGCGUCAACGGCGCAAGAGCAAGGGUCUUCAUGAUCCAGAUGAAGAGUGAGAGAGAAGCUGCGUACUGCUUCUCAUUACUGGGCAAGAUGAGGUACUAAGAGGAGGAUGACUACAGGGCGAAAGGGCGAUAUGAGGCGACAGUCAUAUACACGGCACCCACACCAGACCGACAUGUUCAGUUUUGAUUUCAGCGAGCGCGGCGUUUACAGAUGCAUCUUGGCUUCCGCGAUACCAGUACCAUAUCUACGCAACUACAUUUCCUUGAGUUAUAUUCGAGAGGCAGCAAUCUACGAAUACCUUCCUUCCGCCAUGGAUUUUCGAAGCGGCUUUAUCAUCUAUGGUUUUCGUUUAGCAGCAUAUAUGGGAGCGUUUUUGGUGGACUUAGUGCACAUAACAUUUCGAGUGCUUUUGUUUCAGAUGUACUUAUAAAAGGUGCGUGGAUGGCGGGAAACGUGGGAGAAGAAGAGUAAUGGUGGUACAUGGAGGAUUGUUGCACGUCGACGGAGAGGGAUGAGAGAGAGGUAGAUAAUGAAGAAUGAACAUCAAAGUGUG